Corticium candelabrum is the source of this 768-nucleotide messenger RNA. RefSeq lists its product as uncharacterized. The transcript has a single exon. Bases 91 to 768 code for a protein of 225 amino acids. The record is from RefSeq and is a predicted model, not a curated record. Lineage: Eukaryota; Metazoa; Porifera; Homoscleromorpha; Homosclerophorida; Plakinidae.
UUGAGAGACAGAGCUCGUUUAAAUUCCAUCAGUACACCCCAUGCGGGAGCGUGGUUGAGGGCAAUACCAAACCCUAAUCUCGGCCUUUCCAUGCUUUCUCAUGAGUUUGUCAUUUCUAUACGGCUCUGGUUAGGGAUUAAGAUGUUUCCCUCUCCUCCAACUUCGAUCCUGUGCACUUGUCGUCAACACAUCGAUCCUUUUGGAGAUCACCUCAUCAGCUGUGGUACAGGUCCAGAACGCACCAGAAGACACAACGCAUUGGCAGAAGUCAUUUUCCAGGCGUUAUUAGUUGAGAAUAAAGACGUGGUAAAGGAAGUGAGAUGCAGUGGUAGUGACGAAAGUCGUCCAGGUGAUGUUUUUCAUCCUGACUUUUUAGAGGGCAAACCAGCUUAUUUCGACAUAACAGUCAGAAACUCAUUGCAGCCAUUGUACGUGACAAAAGCAGCAGUAAGGGCUGGGGCAGCAGCUGAAGCAGGUGAAGAACAGAAGGACACACGUCACGAAGCAAACGUUCUGGCAACAGGUGGUCUUUUUUACCCCUUGGUAUUGGAAACAUUGGGUUUCUGGUCUCCGUUCAGCAUUAAAACGUUAAAAGCUAUUGCAUCUAAAACUUCAGCUGUCAGCGGAAUUCGAUUCCAUCAAGCUUUCCAGAAUUUGACGCAACAACUUUCGGUACAGUUGUGGAAAUACAAUGCAAGGAUGUUGUUCAGAAGAAUUCAAAUUGAAGUACAGGACAUUGAUAGUUGGGAUAUACCCACCGUAGCGUAG